CAUAAAGCGUUUGAAUGCUGAAGCAAUCGGUUUGUUUCACUUCAUAAUAAUAUAGUCGUCAAGAAUUUAAUAAAUAAAAACAAAUAAAUACGCGACUUUGAAAAGAAAGCAAAAGUAUUUUUGCAAUAUUUUUUGUUUUACAUACGUUUAAGUGCAAAAUAUAUUCGGAAUCUUUGUCUAGCUUCAAUACUUGCAAUUUUCAACUCAAUUAUAAAUUGAUUUUAAAAUUCUUUUUGUGUAAACAUGCUUGAUUGCGAGUUGUCUCCCUGCAAUUUGUAGUGCAUUUGUGAUCUUUAGAGUGGUAAAAUAUUUUUAAGCAAAAAAAAAAAAUUGUAUUGAAAAGCAAAUCGGAAAAUUAAUGUGAGAGUUAUUUUAAAAAAAUUGAAAAAAAUAUAUUCUCUAUUUAAAAAAUAAAAAAAAUCUGUCUGCUCUUGGAUUAAAAAAAUACUAAACACAUUUAAGAAGCCGAAAAACCCAAAUUAAUCAUCAAAAAAGUUACAUUGCCUUGGAGGUUUCAAUCAAAUAAAAAUUAAAAAUAAACAAAAACAAACAAACAUCAUGGCGCCUACAAUUUGUUCAGAGAAAAAGACUCAACAACGUUCUGGAAUAAAUGAUAUUCGAAAGCAAUCAACAAUUACCAGCCUUUCAACAUCACCCUCUUCAAGUUUAAAUUAUGCUCAAAAGCGUUCAAAACUAAUACGACCCUAUCCGGCAAGAGAAAAACGUCCCAUCACGGACAACUCCGUUUAUCACAUCAGCAGCAGCAGUGAUGCCAGCAAUGACACAAAUGAAUGUUUCCGCUCAAAUUCACCUUCACAGUCUGUGCCAACAAGCAUCUCAGACAAUUCAAUAUCCACAUCAUCCGAAUCUUCACUUCUCUCUCCACUAUCACUUUCAGCUUUUUCUUCAGCUUUUGUGUCCGGCGAUGAAGACUACACACCAUGUGAGGAUCGCCUGAAGCCAUUCUACCACAAUAUUGACUUGUCAUCGGUAUACACCAUAAGUAGCAGUGAUGAGGAAAAAAAUUUCGAUGACGACAUGAUCUCAAGAUCAUUUAAUGUGAUAACCUCAGAUAGUAGUCAAGACAAAGUAACAUCUACAAUUGACGAUGAUAAACACAACUUUAGAUCACUCUCGAAGUUACAAAUGCAGCAAGAAACUAAGCACACCAAAGGCCUUUUUGAAAUCGCUAUAAAAAUGAUUAAGCUGGUGCAUCGUAAUCAGUUGCUGCAGCGGAGACUCUCGCAACUGCAAACGGAAACUUCUCAGUUCAUACAGUCUGUUUUAGCCAAUCCAGAAAAUCAAGCCUUUCGAGAUAAAGUACAAGCAAAUAAUUGUUGUGAAAAAUUAAGAGACUAAAAAUCGAAAGCUAUGUAUCUAUUGCGAUAUGCGAUUGUGUCGGUGUGGUUCAUUGGCAACAUGAUGUUGAUAACAAUGUUUAUUGUAUACUCAAAUGCUUAUUAUGUGCAUUUUGUGGUAUACUUUUAGGAGUCCAAAACAAUAACACUAACGUAUGCAAGAAGUUUUACUGAUUUCUGUUCCCUACAAUUUAUUUAUUUCAUCUUUUAAUCUUUAAUUCUUUUCACAAAUUUAGUUUUUUUGACAGGAAAAAGUGAUAAAUUUAGUAUAUUCUGGUCUUUCUAUAGAUUUAUAUUAAAUUAAAGAUUUUGUUCAUCGGAAUUCGAUUGUAGGCCCUUACAAAAAAGGCCUUUUUUCUCAAUCAAUUUCUUUAAAUUUUAACUCAAUAAUGGAAAUAAUCAGUUAAAUUGUUCCUGUCAAAAAUCAUUCAAUAUUAUUAGAAAAAAGAUAAAAUAAACAUACAUACGUAAUCGUAUUAAAUAUUAUAAACUAAAUAGUUUGAGUAUUAUAUCCCACAAAAUGAUAAUUACCUUUUAUAUACUUUAAUUAAUAAAAAAAAAUAGUUACUAUUAAAAUCAUUUAAAUAACUAGUUCUUUAAAUUAUUAAAAUAUGUAUAUAACCUUCUUAAAAAAAAAACAAAUUGUGCCAGCAAAUUAAUAAUUUAGUGUGAGGCAUAUAUCAUGUGAAAAGCAAUUUCUUUUAAUUGAAAAAUAAAACAAAAAAUCCAUUUUAUCGCAAAUAGAUUAGUUUUUUUUUUAGAAUGUUUUAUUUAAUAAAUAAAAUAGAAUAUAUCUUUAAUGUAGCUCUAUAACAAUGUUUUAUAAAUUAAAAUAAGAAUUAAGAAUUUUUUUCUACUUUGUACUGAGCAAAUGCAUGUCACAAUGCUAAAUAUUUCUGUGAGAAAAAAGUAAAUGAAAA
Messenger RNA from Episyrphus balteatus (marmalade hoverfly), 2278 nucleotides. RefSeq lists its product as uncharacterized. The record is from RefSeq and is a predicted model, not a curated record. Bases 559 to 1359 code for a protein of 266 amino acids. The transcript has 3 exons. NCBI's taxonomy places the organism in Eukaryota, Metazoa, Arthropoda, Insecta, Diptera, Syrphidae.